Mercurialis annua (annual mercury) is the source of this 1014-nucleotide messenger RNA. Its product is annotated as IAA-amino acid hydrolase ILR1-like 9. The record is from RefSeq and is a predicted model, not a curated record. The transcript has 6 exons. Gene Ontology annotation, cellular component: endoplasmic reticulum. Lineage: Eukaryota; Viridiplantae; Streptophyta; Magnoliopsida; Malpighiales; Euphorbiaceae. The coding region runs from base 1 to 1014 and encodes 337 amino acids. Gene Ontology annotation, biological process: auxin metabolic process. Gene Ontology annotation, molecular function: IAA-Ala conjugate hydrolase activity.
AUGGCAAUACAUUCCUUCGUCAGUCUAAUGCCAUGGCUUUGCUUAUUGUUUUCGUGGUUAGUAAUACCAACUCAUUCCGAAUCGAACGAGCUGAGAUUGCUGACCCGUGAGCUACUCGAAACAGCGAAAGAAGCUGAAUUUUUUAAUUGGUUAAAAACGAUUAGAAGAAAAUUACAUGAAUAUCCAGAAUUGGGUUUUGAAGAGUAUAAUACGAGUCAACUGAUAAGAUCGGAGCUGGAGUCACUUGGAAUUGAGUACAGUUGGCCUAUAGCUAAGACUGGGGUGGUGGGUUCGAUUGGCUCAGGUUCGCAACCAUGGUUCGGUCUUAGAGCAGACAUGGAUGCACUUCCUAUUCAGGAAUUGGUAGAAUGGGAGCAUAAGAGCAAGAACAGCGGAAAAAUGCAUGCUUGUGGACAUGAUGCUCAUGUUGCUAUGCUGCUUGGAGCAGCUAAAUUACUUCAAGGCAAUAAGGAUAAAUUAAAGGGAACAGUGAAGCUUGUUUUCCAACCAGCAGAAGAAGGCAAGGCUGGUGCUUACCAUAUGUUAGAAGAAGGGGCUCUUGAUAAUAUCCGAGCCAUCUUCGGACUCCAUGUCGAACCCGAUUUUUCUCUUGGUUCAGUUGCUUCUAAACCAGGUCCGUUGGCAGCUGGUUCAGGUAGGUUUUUGGUCGUCAUAAGAGGCGAAGGUGGUCAUGCUGCAUGGCCCCAUCAAGCAAGAGAUCCAGUUGUUGCUGCUUCUUUUGCCAUUCUUGCACUUCAGCAAUUAAUUUCUCGAGAGAAGGAUCCUCUUGAGCCUAGGGUUCUCUCGCUGGGUUUUGUUGAGGCUGGUCAGGCUGGGAAUGUAAUUCCAGAAACCGUAGAAUCCGAGCUCCUGUCGGGAACAUCCCGUUCCAUGUCAUCUAAAGGUCUAUCCCAGCUUCAGAAAAGGAUAAAAGAGGUAAAAAAAACUGUGAUAAACAAUAGCUAUAAUAGAAAAAGGAUCAAUCCUGCCGUCAAAUUUAUGUCUCGAAAUUAA